CGUUUCGCCUUUUUGUUUGCUGUGAGACGGCCAUAUGUCUCAGAUAGUUUUUGAAUUCACUCAAGGAGAGUGACUGAGCGAGUGUAACUUUGCCUCUACUGUUUUGUUAUACUGAGCAUUUCUGGGUUUUGCCGUGUAAACUUGAGUAUAUCGGUGUCUCCGGUUCAGCACCACUGACCGCUGAACAGCUCUCCAGGCAUUGAGGAAUUAUACGCGUCCGCGAACUUCGACUGUUAAAUAUUCCAGACUUUGGACAGCUGAACUUGUGCAGUGAUGGAGUGCUCGGCUCUGAGCAGGGAAGGCGCUGGUCUGGCCAAACCGCCCAAGCAUCUCUGGAGGCAGCCCCGAACCCACAUCCGAAUCAAGCAGCGGUACCACUCCGACUCCGAGCGGUACCUGUGCUGUAACCGUGCCACGGAGAAUCACCGCCCAGGUCUGAAAAAGCCCCGAAUGUCCUGGCCGUCUUCUUUUAAUAAACGUUUCGAUGUGGAAAAUGGGAUGUCGAUCGGGCGCAGUCCAUUGGACCCCAGUCCAAGCUCAGGUCUGGUCCUCCAGGCCAACAGCCAGAGGCGAGAGUCUUUCCUUUACCGCUCGGACUCAGAUUUCGACCUCUCGCCCAAGACCAUGUCCAGAAACUCCUCAACCGCCAGCGAGCUUCAUGGGGAGGACAUGAUUGUAACGCCGUUUGCUCAGGUUCUUGCCAGUCUGCGUACAGUGAGGGGUAACGUUGCAGCUUUAACCCACAUGCAAGAUAGAAACAACAAGAGACUGUCAGGCACUAACCCUCAGUCGGCCUGUAAAACAAGCCUGUCCGAUGAGGCAUAUCAGAAACUCGCCGUCGAGACUCUUGAAGAGCUGGACUGGUGUUUGGACCAGCUAGAGACCCUGCAAACACGUCACUCCGUCAGUGAAAUGGCCUCCAAUAAGUUUAAAAGAAUGCUCAACAGGGAACUUACUCAGCUGUCAGAGACCAGCCGGUCAGGAAACCAAGUGUCGGAGUUCAUAGCAAGCACAAUUUUACAAAAACAGCAUGAUGUGGAGAUUUUGUCAGCAGCGUGUAAGGAGGAGAAAAAACGCCGUCCGAUGUCUCAGAUAAGUGGAGUGAGAAAACUGAGCCCCAGUCCGAGUCUCCCUCCAACAUGCAUCCCUCGAUUUGGUGUCAACACACAACAUGAGAGCCUCUUGGCCGAGGAGCUUGAGGACAUCAAUCGAUGGGGUAUAGAUAUUUUUAAGAUAGCAGAGUAUUCUGGGAAUCGGCCACUGACGGUCAUAAUGUACACCAUUUUUCAGGAGCGAGAUUUGCUCAAGACCUUUAAGAUCCCAUCGGACACCUUCUUAACUUUCCUCAUGACUUUGGAGGAUCACUACCAUGUGGACAUGGCCUACCAUAACAAUAUCCACGCAGCAGAUGUUGUGCAGUCCACACACGUUCUUCUCUCCACACCUGCCCUAGAGGAUGUGUUCACAGACCUUGAGAUCAUGGCUGCUCUGUUUGCAAGUGCUAUUCAUGAUGUGGACCAUCCAGGAGUGUCUAACCAGUUCCUUAUUAACACAAACUCUGAACUGGCUCUCAUGUAUAAUGAUGCCUCAGUGUUGGAGAAUCAUCACUUGGCUGUGGGCUUCAAGCUUCUCCAGGAGGAGAACUGUGAUAUCUUCCGCAACCUCAGCAAGAAACAACGACAGUCCCUGCGACAGAUGACUAUAGAUAUGGUAUUAGCCACUGAUAUGUCCAAACACAUGAAUUUCCUGGCUGACCUGAAGACAAUGGUGGAAACUAAAAAAGUGACCAGUCUGGGAGUCUUGCUGCUGGACAACUACUCAGACCGGAUACAGGUGCUUCAGAAUAUGGUUCACUGCGCUGACCUCAGCAACCCCACGAAACCCCUGGAGCUCUACAGAGAGUGGACAGACCGCAUCAUGGUGGAGCUCUUCAGACAGGGGGACCGUGAACGUGACAAGGGCAUAGAAAUCAGCCCCAUGUGUGACAAACACACAGCUUCUGUGGAAAAAACGCAGGUGGGGUUCAUCGAUUACAUUGUCCAUCCUCUAUGGGAGACAUGGGCUGAUCUGGUCCAUCCAGAUGCUCAGGACAUUCUAGAUACAUUAGAGGACAACCGCGAAUGGUAUCAGAGCAUGAUCCCACGCAGCCCGUCGCCCACCCCGGAAGAGCAGGACUCACGGGCCACGCUGGGCGUCGCAGGCUCAGCCGGAGAAAAGUUCCAGUUUGAGCUGACUCUGGAGGAAGAGGACGGGGAGCUAAAGGCUGAAGAAGAGCACACGGAUGCAGACAGAUCAAGGACUAUGACAGACCCCAGGCAUCCGCAAGCGUCCCCUCGCGGAGUCACACGCAUUUUAGACAGCAGCGAAAGAGAACUGGACCAAGAAAUGACCAGCGUAUCCAUCCUGCAGUAGGAAACUUAACAAGGCCCAGUACUAAGAGUGCUGCUUCACUUGUGUUUCUUAGUUGCACUUACCAAUAAUUUGGGGUUGAGUAGAACAACCAUACACUAAAAACUAAAAACACAACAGACCCACGGUUUAUUUGACCAAAUAAGCCUGUGUUUUAAAGCUAGAUUUGUGUCCCAGACACAACCUUUUGUGAAAGCACUGAGGCCGAAGGUGUAGAUGAAUGUUUUCGUGCUCUCAUGUGAGAGUCGCAUGGAGAAACAUAAGUCUUCCCUUGAGUGACUGUCCGUGCCAGCUGCAGAGGAAAGCUGAUUUACUCAUUAUGUGAACUUUUUUUCCUCUCGACUCUAGGAUAUUUAUUACCUUGAACCUUUUUAAUAACGGAUAACUUAAUGCUUUUGCUUUUUUGCCACUGAGAAAUAACUUAGUUGAAUGAAACGGGACAGCUGCGAGAAAUAUUUAAGGCAAGACACCACAGGUGAAAAGAGUAAAAAAAAAAA
Molecule: messenger RNA, 2906 nt
Organism: Sinocyclocheilus rhinocerous
Lineage: Eukaryota; Metazoa; Chordata; Actinopteri; Cypriniformes; Cyprinidae
Product: cAMP-specific 3',5'-cyclic phosphodiesterase 4C-like
Exons: 15
Coding region: 274-2412 (712 amino acids)
Biological process (GO): signal transduction
Molecular function (GO): 3',5'-cyclic-nucleotide phosphodiesterase activity
Source: RefSeq, a predicted model, not a curated record